UGUUUUAAUGUAGAAAUCAUGUGUAUUAAAAAAAUAAUACUAAUUGAAUAAUAAUAAUUAUUAUUAUUAUUGUUUUUGGAGAAUUAUUAUUAGUAGUGCUUAGUGAGCGAUAAUGUGCAAGUGUUGUGUACUUUCAAAGUUUGUUUUUUAUUCAGUAUUAGAAGCCAAUAUUGGCUCUAUUGCUUGGGUUCGUUCACUAUUUCAAUUUGACUCUUGUUAACGAAAAAUUUAAAAAUUGAAGUGGAUUGUAAUAUUCGAAUAUAAUGAAGGGUAUAAUUACAUAGUAUAGUGCAGUAUUAGUGUAGUGUCAUAACCAGAGGACUUGUAUGAAACGAAGGCGGUCUAGAAACUCUUGAUACUAGAGGGUGAUAUUUACGCACGAAUAGUAAUAGAGUAAUGUAGCAUAAUGUACAACCAGCAUACACUGCCUAGAAUGAAAAGGAGGGAAUCAUGGAGAAAGAAAAGGCUGGACACAUGGUUUGGGAGGCCGAAGAAAGCCGGCGGCGGCAUCGAGCGCGGCUACGAGACGGUCCCGCGCGGGGCCGAGCCGAAGCCCGAGGACGAGGCCGCCGCCGAGUACACCAGCAAAAUCAAGGCGCUCGAUGACAACCAGCUGUCUAGAAGAUUCGAGGAAAUGCUCAGCGACAUGAACCUGAGUGAGGAAAAGAAGGCUCCGCUCAGGAAAUAUUCAAGAGAUCAGAAACAGAAAAUGCUUAUAGCAUAUAAGUUUGUUAAUGCCCAGGAAGGUCGUUCAAAAUUCGAGAAACCCUCCGAUUACGUGGCCUACCUAAGUCAACAAGAGCUCUCAGUCGGGAAGCUGCACAGCUGUUUAGAGAAUCUCCGUAUAGCCCUCACCAACAACCCACUGUCCUGGAUAGAAGAGUUCGGCACCAAAGGCAUCACCACUUUGCUUGCUACCCUCAACUUAUGUUACAGCAACGAUUCCCGAUACGAUCGUGUCCAGUACGAAUGCAUUAGAUGCAUAUCCGCCAUAUUGAACAACACUGUCGGAAUCCGGACGAUGUUCGACUGCAAAGAAUCGCUUCCAGUCCUCGCAAGAAGUCUGGACGCGAAGAAACCACAUUGUGCCUUAGAAGCGGCUAAAGUUCUAGCCGCCAUCUGCUUGAUUCCGAAUGGCCACGAGAAGGUUCUAGAAGCUAUAACAAUGGCUGGGGAUUCAAAUCAGCGGCCGAGGUUGUUGCCAAUCCUGGAAGGGCUCCGUCCUAAUGCGCCGGAGAGUUUAAAGACGGGGUGUAUGCAACUGAUUAAUGCAAUCAUCACAGACCCGGAAGAAUUAGAGUUCAGGAUGCACCUGCGUUGCGAGUUCAUGAGGACCGGACUUAUUGAUUUGAUUGACGAUCUACGUAAAGACGCGGAGGGCGCUCGGCAGAUACAGAUGAACGUGUUUGAUACCCACGCCGCUGCAGAUCAAGAGGAGUAUCUAGCCAAAUUUGAUGAUGUUAGGGUCGACUUCAACGACGCGAAUGAAUGUUUCGAGCUGGUGAAGAACCUAGUGAUGGACACACCGGCAGAACCUUAUCUUCUCUCAAUAUUGCAGCAUUUACUCUUCAUCAGAGACGAUGAACUUAUUAGGCCGGCAUAUUACAAGCUCAUAGAAGAAUGCGUCACACAGAUAGUUCUGCAUAAGAAUGGCUACGACCCUGACUUUAGAGCGACACAACGUUUCAAUAUAGAUGUCCAGCCACUCAUUGAUGGACUCAUAGAAAAAUCGAGAGCAGAAGAAGAACGUAAAGUAGAGGAGUUGAAAACGAAGCUGGAAGCGGCGAUCGCAGCGCGGCAGGAGGCGGAGGCGCGCGCCGCGCAUUUAGAGGAGCGGCUCAAGGGCGCCCCCGGCGGCGGCCUGCCGCAAUCUACCGUCGCUGCUAUCGCCAAGGUUAUCGGUAGUCCCGGUGGCCCCCCGCCCCCACCGCCCCCUCCCAUGCCAGGAGGAGGACCGCCGCCGCCGCCUCCUCCACCGUUACCAACAGGGGGUCCAGCGCCUCCGCCUCCACCCCCAAUGCCGUCAGCAGGAGGCGGUCCUCCCCCUCCGCCCCCACCGCCAAUGCCAGGCGGGAUGGGCGGUCCCCCACCACCUCCAAUGCCGGGCAUGGGAGGUCCCCCACCGCCCCCAAUGCCCGGCAUGGGGGGACCUCGACCGCCCCCGCCACCUGGUGGUUUCAUGGCGCCGAGGAUGCCGCAACCAGACGUUCUUCCUCACGGUCUCAAGCCAAAAAAGAAGUGGGAAGUGGAAGGGCCCCUCAAGAGGGCAAAUUGGAAGACGAUUAUUCCGCAGAAGAUGUCGGAAAAGGCGUUCUGGGUCAAGGUUCAAGAAGACAAGUUGGCGUCACCAGACAUUCUCAAUGGACUUGCGCAGAAGUUCUCCAGCAAACCCGUCGCCAAGAAGAACGAGGACUCUGUCGAUAAAGUGCCAACCCUGAAGAAAGUUAAAGAUCUAAAAGUGCUGGAUAGUAAAGCAGCUCAAAGUCUAUCUAUAUUAUUGGGCGGAUCUCUAAAGCAUAUGUCGUAUGAGCACAUCCGUACAUGCAUACUCAGAUGCGAUACAAACGUGUUGACAGCGAACGUACUAGAUCUGUUAAUACAGUAUCUACCAACAGCGGAUCAGCUCAAAAAGUUAGCGGAACUGAAAUGCAAAAGUGAAGAGUUGACGGAAGCGGAACAAUUCGCGGCCACGGUGUCCGAUAUAAAGAGGCUGGUGCCGAGACUGAGGAGUUUGGCCUUCAGGGAACACUAUCAGGAGAUCAUAUCUGAAGUCAAACCGGAUAUAGUAUCGGGUACUGCGGCGUGCGAAGAGGUGAAAUCGAGCGGAAAGUUCGCGAAGAUUCUAGAACUGUUGCUCUUACUGGGCAACUACAUGAACACAGGGUCCAACAACGCGGGUGCAUACGGUUUCGAGAUCAGCUUCUUGACUAAGUUAACAGCAACAAAAGAUCUGGAAAACAAACAAACCCUGCUGCAUUACCUAGUCGAGACGAUUGAGAACAAAUUCCCGGAUGUGCUCACGUUUGCAGACGAAAUGCCACACAUUGACAGGGCAGCGAGGGUAUCCAUGGAGAAUCUCCAGAAGGCGCUGAAGAAAAUGGAGAACGAUAUAAGAGCUCUCGAGACGGAUCUGAACAACUCGAGGGUUCCGCAGUGUCCCGACGAUCUGUUCCAUGAGUCUAUGAGUUCGUUCGCUAAAGAGGCCCGUGAACAAUGCGAUCUGUUACAUUCAAUGUGCCGCAAGAUGGAAGCAUUGUACGGGGAACUGGCUGAAUACUAUGUAUUCGAUCCACAUAAAUACACUCUAGAAGAGUUCUUUUCGGAUAUCAAGACGUUUAAGGACUCGUUCAUGACGGCGCACCACGAGAACGUGGUGGGGCGCGAGACAGAGGAGCGCGCGCGCCGCGCCAAGGAGGCGCGCGAGGUGGCCGAGCGUGAGCGUCGCGACCGGCAGCUGCGCUACAAGCAGUUCGUCGACAUGGAGCGCGCGCAGGACGGCGUCAUGGACAGUUUAAUGGAGGCACUGCAGAGUGGAUCGGCGUUUAGCAGAGAACGACCAAGGAAGAAAGCAAACCCACGGGCGGCCGGAGCUGAAAGGAGGGCGCAACUUAGUCGGUCGAGAUCUCGGUCAGGAUUGACGGGGCCGAUCAUUACGCGAGAAUUAACCAAUGAGCUGCUCAGCAAUGCGUGAUGUUCAAGCUCAUAUCAAGUGAUAUUAGUACUAUGUAUAUUAAUUUAGUUUUAAGUGAAAUAAUAAAAACGAGAAUAUUAAAUUGUGCCUAAGGACUGUUUCAAAUUGGACGAAGCGCUAAAUGUCCAAGACAAUAUUACAUUCAAGAUAAGUUAUCGUAACGUAAAAUCAUUUUAUAAUACCAUUAAUUUAAUAUUUGUUGGCCACUACUAGACAUCGGGUUCUUCCACAUAUUACCACAGAGAACGAUCCUUAACUACUUAGUAAAAGUUGCUUCACCCACUCAUUGUAUAUUAUUGAUACUUAUAGAAUGACCGUAUAAAGUGAAAAUUUAUUCAUGCUCAAAUAGUUUAUAACGGUUUAUAGUUUA
This is a messenger RNA of Galleria mellonella (greater wax moth), 4061 nucleotides long. RefSeq names its product protein diaphanous (gene dia). Bases 407 to 3691 code for a protein of 1094 amino acids. Gene Ontology annotation, biological process: actin filament polymerization; actin cytoskeleton organization. The transcript has 28 exons. NCBI's taxonomy places the organism in Eukaryota, Metazoa, Arthropoda, Insecta, Lepidoptera, Pyralidae. Gene Ontology annotation, molecular function: actin binding; small GTPase binding; microtubule binding. The record is from RefSeq and is a predicted model, not a curated record. Gene Ontology annotation, cellular component: cytoplasm; actin filament.